Vicia villosa (hairy vetch) is the source of this 750-nucleotide messenger RNA. RefSeq lists its product as uncharacterized. The record is from RefSeq and is a predicted model, not a curated record. The coding region runs from base 1 to 750 and encodes 249 amino acids. The transcript has 2 exons. Gene Ontology annotation, molecular function: catalytic activity. Lineage: Eukaryota; Viridiplantae; Streptophyta; Magnoliopsida; Fabales; Fabaceae.
AUGAUUCAAGAAACCAAAUUGAUUAAUUUACAAGAGUUUGUGGCUAAGAGUUUUUGGAAAAGUAAAGGUAUUGGUUUUUCCUUUUCUAAUUCGUUGGGAAGGUCGGGGGGUCUUUUAACUUUAUGGAAGGAGGAGAGUGUGGAGGUGAUUUCUAGUUUCAAAGGUGAAGGUUCUCUCGGGAUUAAAUUCUUGAAGAACAACAAUUUCUUUUACUUGGUGAAUAUAUAUUCUUCUUGUGACUCAUCGAAAAAAAGAAUUUUGUGGAAUAGGUUGUUGGAUUUGAAGGGGAGGUUCAAUGACGGAGAAUGGAUUAUGGGAGGAGAUUUUAAUGCGAUUAAAGUUCGUCGAGAGAGGAAAGGAAGGAGUACGGCUUCUAACACGGGUGAGAUGCAUGAUUUCGCUACCUUUAUAGAAGAUAGCUUGUUGGUGGAUAUUCCUUGCAAAGGGAAAAAGUUCACUUGGUAUAGCGGAGAUGGUAAAUCUAUGAGUAGAAUUGAUAGAUUUCUUGUUUCGGACAAAGUGGUGGAUGAUUGGGGAGUGGUUGGUCAAUUAGUGGGUGAUAGAGAUAAAGAGUGGGAAGGUUUUAAGGUAGAAGGUAGAGGGGAUUUUGUUUUGAAAGAAAAGCUUCGGCUUCUUAAAGAUAGACUAAAGUGGUGGAACAAGGAAGUGUUUGGAAGAAUAGGUUUGGAAGUUGAGAAAGGAGCUAGGGAUAUUAAUUUGGGAGAUGAUAGAUUGGAGUUGGAAGGGUAG